Penicillium maclennaniae is the source of this 2490-nucleotide messenger RNA. RefSeq lists its product as uncharacterized. Gene Ontology annotation, molecular function: protein binding; ADP binding; catalytic activity. The coding region runs from base 1 to 2490 and encodes 829 amino acids. Lineage: Eukaryota; Fungi; Ascomycota; Eurotiomycetes; Eurotiales; Aspergillaceae. The record is from RefSeq and is a predicted model, not a curated record. The transcript has 3 exons. Gene Ontology annotation, biological process: nucleoside metabolic process.
AUGGCUCCGCGGCUUUCACGAGACUAUAAAGAACCAGUGAUCCACUAUGGACUGAUUGCAUCUGCAAAUCAGGUAGUGAAAGAUGCUAGACGGCGAGACCAGCUAGCUCGAGACCUAGGGGUCCUCUGUGUGGAAAUGGAAGCUGCAGGGCUCAUGAAUGACUUUCCUUGCCUAGUGAUUCGAGGUAUCUGUGACUAUGCUGACUCCCACAAGAACAACGAAUGGCAAGGAUAUGCGGCAGCGGUGGCAGCAGCCUAUGCUAAAGAACUUGUCUUGGUGGUUCCGAUCGAUCAGAUUGAAACUACUCUAACAGCAAGUGACACGCUAGCAGAUUCUGUCCACCGCUUCAAUGUCCCUCUAGACCUUACCACAGUGCCUGUAAUUACAAAUUUCGUGGGAAGGCAAGACGAGCUAGACAAUCUAUGGCAGUAUUUACAACCGACAGAUACUCCAUCUCAGAAAGUUGCAAUUCUUCACGGGCUUGGCGGAAUGGGAAAGACGCAGCUAGCGAUUCGCUUCGCGCGAGAUCAUAGAGAUCAUUUUACGGCCAUCUUCUGGCUAAGUGGCAAGGAUCGCCAUGCGCUCUUGCAAUCGUUAAGCUUUGCCUUGAACCGAAUACCAGGACAGGGUUGGGAUAGCGAGGCCACUAAUGACGGAGAAGUGGAGCAACGAGCUAGGCAUAUGUUACGUUGGCUAGCAUUGGAUGGCAACUCGCGCUGGCUAAUCAUUUUUGACAACAUCGAUCAAUACUCCCCCUUUAACAGCGCUGUUGGUGAUAGAUAUGAUAUUUGGGAAUUUUUCCCUAAACCAGACCAUGGCUCCAUCCUUAUCACUUCUCGACUUCAGGACCUGACUGAGCUAGGAAAGCCUUUCCCGGUUCACAGGCUUGACUCUUAUAGCUCAAUUCAACUACUCCUACAAAGCAGUGGACUAUCAGCAAGGAACACCACUAGCAAACUUGACAGCAAUCCAGAUGUCCUUACUCUUGCUAAUCGUCUGGAUGGACUGCCUUUAGCUAUUGUUAUCGCCGGGGCGUUCAUGCGUGAAACUGGAACCAGCAUCACUGAGUACUUACAGUACUACCAAGAAUCUUGGUCUGAGCUACAGCUGCAAUCGAAUCCUGGUCGUCAGUACCAGCAAGGCAAUAUACUGCAAACAUGGACGAUCUCAUAUCUUGAGAUCCAGAAGCGUGACCCAAGCGCAGCACACCUUCUAUUGCUACUUGCUCGUUUUGAUAAUCAUGAUAUCUGGUACGAGUUAGUGAAGAGUGGCUGCCAUAGCCCAAACGUCCCGGACUGGCUCAAAAAGGCUAUAUCAAGUGGACUCGCGUUCAAAAUUGGUGUGAAGUCUCUCAUCGGAUUCUCUCUUCUUGAGAGUAAGCAACAAGAAGGAAGCUAUGCGAUACACCCAGUAGUACAAGACUGGUGCCUUCAUGUUGCCAACACAGACAAAAAUGUGAAUUGGUCGCAGCUUAAUGAGCUAGCACUAAUAUCUGUUGGAUACUCUGUGCCCAGUGAAAGUGAUAGGGUCUACUCAGAGCUUCAGCAACGGCUUCUUCCACACGCCAAUCAUGUAUAUCAUCUAGAUUGGUCAGAUGAUAAUAUUGAGAUAUGGUGGGCAUUCCUUCGUUUAGGGGAUCUUUACUUUGACCAGGGCAAGCUGAAGGAGGCAGAGGAGAUGUUCCAGCGAGCUCUGGCAGGAUAUAAGAAGGCCCUAGGUCCUGAUCAUACAUCUACUCUUAAUGCAGUCAACAACCUUGGUGUUCUCUAUAAGGCUCAAGGCAAGCUGAAGGAGGCAGAAGAGAUGUUCCAGCGAGCUCUGGUAGGAUAUGAGAAGGUCCUAGGACCUAAUCAUAUACAUACUCUCGAUAUAGUCAACAACCUUGGGGUUCUCUACUUCAGUCAGGGCAAGCUAAAGGAGGCAGAAGAGAUAUACCAGCGAGCCCUAGCAGGCAAGGAGAAGGCCCUAGGUCCUGAUCAUAUAUCUACUCUCAAUACAGUCAACAACCUUGGGGGUCUCUACUUCAAUCAGGGUAAGCUGAAGGAGGCAGAAGAGAUAUACCAGCGAGCACUGGCAGGCAAGGAGAAGGCCCUAGGUCCUGAUCAUAUAUCUACUCUCGAUACAGUUAACAACCUUGGUGUUCUCUACUGUGAUCAGGGUAAGCUAAAGGAGGCAGAGGAGAUGUACCAGCGAGCACUAGCAGGCAAGGAGAAGGCCCUAGGUCCUGAUCAUACAUCUACUCUCGAUACAGUUAACAACCUUGGUGUUCUCUACUGUGAUCAGGGUAAGCUAAAGGAGGCAGAGGAGAUGUACCAGCGAGCCCUAGCAGGUAAGGAGAAGGCCCUAGGUCCUGAUCAUACAUCUACUCUCAAUACAGUCAACAACCUUAGGGGGUCUCUACAAGGCUCAAGGCAAGCUGAAGGAGGCAGAAGAGAUAUACCAGCGAGCACUGGCAGGCAAGGAGAAGGCCCUGGGUCUAGAUCACGAUAG